Messenger RNA from Pteropus alecto (black flying fox), 1920 nucleotides. RefSeq names its product protein phosphatase 1 regulatory subunit 15A (gene PPP1R15A). The record is from RefSeq and is a predicted model, not a curated record. The transcript is spliced from 3 exons. Gene Ontology annotation, biological process: response to endoplasmic reticulum stress. Bases 257 to 1840 code for a protein of 527 amino acids. Gene Ontology annotation, molecular function: protein phosphatase regulator activity. Lineage: Eukaryota; Metazoa; Chordata; Mammalia; Chiroptera; Pteropodidae. Gene Ontology annotation, cellular component: protein phosphatase type 1 complex; endoplasmic reticulum.
AGCGGCGUCACGGCUCAUCCGCUCUCUUGCCAGCUCCGUCGUCGAUUACAUGCGCCACCCUGCACGACCCCCCCGCGCCACUCCGUCGCGACAGCGCUCGCAGCGACCGCCGACACCUUGAGUCCCCGAGCCCGACGCCGGAGGGCGAGAUGAAAGCGCUGGCCUCUCGAGCCGUCCCGACCUGCGAUCGCCCGCGGCAGCCCGAGCCGGCGCUCUUGCCUCCAGGGUGACGCGCAGCCCCCCGCCGCCCCAACAGAUGGCCCCAGGCCAAGCGCCCCAUCAGCCCAUCCCCUGGAGGGAUGCCCACCCCUUCCUCCUCCUGUCCCCACUGGUGGGCCUUCUCAGCCGGGCCUGGAGCCGGCUGAGGGGCCCAGGACCUCCAGAGCCCUGGCUCGUGGAAGCAGUAACAAGCGCAGAUCAGGGAGAAGCUGGCCUGGAGGGAGAAACCAAGGCUGCUCUGGCCGCCCACUAUGCCCCUUGGGGCGGGCACCCUCAGGGGAAGGCUGGAGACAGUGCAGCACGUGAGGAGAAUGAAGCAUCCUGGGGACCCUGCCCUGACCGGAAAGCCUACGGUUCUUUUGAAGCCUGGGGACUUUCAGAUGAUGAUGAUGAUGAUGAUGAUGAAGAGUAUGGUUGGGAAGAAGCAACCAGUGUCCUUAGAGAUCAGGGAAGCGAAUAUAUAGGUGGCCAGCCUGCUCCCCUGUCCCCCAGCCUUCUGAUAAGAACUCUGAAAGACCCUUCUGGGGAGGAGGAAUCUGAGGAAGUUGUUGUUGCUGAAGAUAAAGUGAUCACGUUCUCAUUACCUCCAUCGCACUGGGAGUGUUGUCCAGGGGUGGCGGUGGAGGAGGAGGAUGCAGAAGCUAUAAAUAAAGCAGCUCUCAGGAAGUCAUCUACUUCCCCCUUAUCUCCAGGAUCCAAGCCCAGAGCUUGGCUACAUUGUGCAGGGGAGAAAGAAAGAACAGAGAAUAAAGGCAGGAAGACAUCGGUUUCCUCUUCCUCUGCAGCCUCCCACCCCAGCACCUGGGAGUGUUGUUCAGGAGAGGCAGCUGAGGAGGACACAAAGACUGAGAAAGAAGCAGACCCAGGACCACACCCAGUCCUAGCUCAGAGGCCCCUGCUCGGGGCCUGGCAGCAUCAACCCAGUAAGAUCACAGAAGAUGGAGAGAAUGAGGACAUUGCUCCAGGGGAAGCUGAGGGGCCCUCUUCCAUCGCCCCUAGAAGUGCCUUCUUCAGGGCCUGGGUGUACCAGCCAGGAGAGGACACGGAGGAGGAGGAGGAGGAGGACGGUGAUUCAGGAGAGGCUGAGGAGGAGGGAGAAGCUGAGGGGCCCUCUUCCAUCCAACCCACAAGCGCCUUCUUGAGGACCUGGGUGUACCGGCCAGGAGAGGACACGGAGGAGGAGGAUGAGGACAGUGAUUCAGGAGUGGCUGAGGAGGAAGAAGCUAAGGAUCCCUCCGGAUUGUGUAUUAACUGCAGUUUGGACCCAACUGGCGGGGUGCGCUUCUCUGAGAAGGUCUCCAUCCAUUUACUGGCUGUCUGGGCAGGACCAGCCCAGGCUGCCCGCCGGGGCCCCUGGGAGCAGUUCGCCCGAGAUCGCAGCCGCUUCGCCCGCCGAAUCGCCCAGGCCCAGGAGGUGCUGGGCCCCUGCCUCACCCCAGCAGCCCGGGCCAGGGCCUGGGCACGUCUUGGGAACCCUCCCCCUUCUCUGGCCACCAUACCUGCCCCUACCCAGACCCUACCCACAUCCUUUGUCCAGGCCACGCCCUUGAGCCAUGCUGUGGCCUCUCCCUCCCCUCUUUAUGUGUCUCCUUGCCUGGACCUCAGUGGGAGGCGUGGCUAAGACCCUGUGGUUUGUUACUAUUUAUUUUUUUUACCAGUUGGUUUAAGAAAUAAAGCCUUGAUUUGUAGUGAGCAACAUCA